Fusarium redolens is the source of this 1206-nucleotide messenger RNA. RefSeq lists its product as uncharacterized. Gene Ontology annotation, molecular function: protein binding. Lineage: Eukaryota; Fungi; Ascomycota; Sordariomycetes; Hypocreales; Nectriaceae. The transcript has a single exon. Bases 1 to 1206 code for a protein of 401 amino acids. The record is from RefSeq and is a predicted model, not a curated record.
AUGACAACUCUAUUGCGUCUCCCGGCAGAGAUCACUGAGCUCAUCUUUGCCGAGCUCCCACCAAGCGAUCUUUUACGUCUCCGACAAGCAUGCAGGGAGGCAAACGCGAGGACGAUUCAUAUCGUCGGCCCGAAGCUCUUCCAGAAGGGCAAUGUUACACUUGAACGUCAAAGUCUUCAGUGCCUCUCCAACGUAUCCAAAUGUCACCACCUUGCUAGUUCUAUCCGAACGUUGAAUAUUUGCACCUAUCAACAUCUAUCCUUCGGGGACAUUCAACAUACUGCGUCGCCUUUUGACUGGUACAUGCAAGCCAUAGAUCUCCAGAGGGAACUCGAGGAUCUAAAACAGCUGCUCCUUGGGGGACGAGACAUCGAGGCUCUGGCGCAGAUUCUAAGACGCCUUACUAGUUGCAAACGUAUUAACAUUUAUCAAAGCGACCAGCCUUCCGAUAUGAGAAAUCUGGAUUGCGGCUUGAAUAUCUGGUCCCCGACAGCGUUUAUAAAUCAAUCAAGCAAGGGUUUAGGGUCUGUUUGUGAUAUCUUUCACGUUGUCUUGGCUGCUGUAGUAAGCAGCGGAUUGGAUAUCGAGAUUCUUGACUUCACUUGUCCUAAGCUAUUGAUGGGGGGGUCUACUCCCGUCAUGCACGAAAUGUUCGCGGGGCUCCCUUCUGCUAUCUCUGAACGACCUGGCCUUGAAAGCCUUAGAGAUCUCCGCAUUCUCAUUGACCUAACUAAGGACAUAUCGACAGGUUGGGUGUCUGAAUUUGUUCAUUUCAUGGGCUUAUUUCCUCAACUUGUAGACCUUCAGCUCCACUUUCAGCCUCAGCUUCGAUUUGAUCGUGAAAGUUGUAAGGAAUUUGCGACACUUUGGUCAACUCUCUAUAUUCCUAAUCUAGAAAAGCUUGACCUCGGUUCGAUCGACUGCACCGGCUCGGACUUAAGCCUUUUCAUCCUCCGUCAUCGUACAACACUUCGGGAAAUUCAUCUUGAAACAAUAAACCUAAUUGAUGGAACCAAUGGUUGGCAUCUGAUAAUUGAAAUUCUUAUGUGUAUGUUUGACGCGGUCUCUUUUGCCAUGGUGGAGUGUCUGAGUGCAGGAAGAGAAUUGCAGUAUUUGAGCGAUGACGGUGAAGACUUUGACGUCCUUGAAGCCACGAGCCCCGCAGGCUUAGGGGACAUUGCACUGUCACUGCGCCGAGCAAUUUGA